UGUCUGAAUGUCUAUGCUUGUGAAUACUGUGCUGAUCAAUGGGAAAAGUAGUAGUUAUGUGAGUGGCUAGGAAGUUAUAACAACGAGCUCUGUAGAGAACCCUGCUUGAUUCUUCGCCAAUCUCGAUAAAUUAGCCCGCUACGCUUUGCGGUCACAAAGAAUAGCGCAAAUCAACCGCCUGUUGGUCUGGGGAAGUCAUAUCAAACGCCACCGCAGCACAUCAGGGUUAGAGUCCAGGGAAAUUCGGGAAAUGCUGAGCCAACUACCCCUCUAUGCUAGCGGCGAAAUCGUCCGUGGUUUUGGACGCGGCUCCAAGGAGCUGGGCAUCCCAACAGCUAACUUUCCGCUGGAGGUGGUGAAAUCCCUGCCGGAAUCACUACCCACGGGUGCUUACUACGGCUGGGCGAACGUGGACAAUGGACCCGUUUACAAAAUGGUCCUUAGCAUCGGCUGGAAUCCCUACUAUAGCAACAAGGAGAAGAGCGUCGAGACGCACAUGCUGCACAACUUUAACUGCGACCUUUACGGACAGAUACUUAAGAUAUGCAUUGUCGGAUUCUUGCGAUCCGAGCGUAGUUUCGACUCCCUGGAGUCGCUGAUUGCCGCCAUUCGGGCGGACAUUGAGCAGGCCAAGGCACUCCUGGACGAGGCGGACAAGGCCAAGCUGAAGGAGGCUCUUUUCUUCACGGAUAAGCUUUGCCCUCUGAAAUAGUUAUUUAACUAGUUACCCUGGACAAGGAGGCUCCACUCUUCACUCUUCUGUUAAUGGAAUUAUUUAUUCCACAUGUAAUCUUAUCACCAAAUUUGCACAAUGUACAAAGCAAAUUUCGAAUAUCGAUUCAAGUACUUAAGUUGGCUGUUUUCAUUUAAUUCCGAUUCUCUAAUCAUGACACAAAAAAAUAUAACAAAACGCAUUUAAUUUUUUA
Drosophila rhopaloa is the source of this 926-nucleotide messenger RNA. It is a transcript of the gene Rfk, whose product is annotated as putative riboflavin kinase. Gene Ontology annotation, cellular component: mitochondrion. The coding region runs from base 251 to 712 and encodes 153 amino acids. NCBI's taxonomy places the organism in Eukaryota, Metazoa, Arthropoda, Insecta, Diptera, Drosophilidae. Gene Ontology annotation, biological process: FMN biosynthetic process; riboflavin biosynthetic process. The transcript is spliced from 2 exons. Gene Ontology annotation, molecular function: riboflavin kinase activity. The record is from RefSeq and is a predicted model, not a curated record.